UAAGAAAACAUGCUUGUCUUGGACUUAAGAGGCCAAUAAGGAAGAAAAAGUCUCCCUUGAGAGUAUAUAAUGAAGUAUUUUCAUUACAGGUUCCAAUUCAAUCUAUCGGUGCAAUAGAAUAAACCUCAACUACAUAACUUAAUUUGACCCUAAGUUUGAUGGUGUCUUGCAGCAAAGUUGCAGAGUCAAAUGCUAAUAUUCUCUAGCAAAACUCGAUUUUAACUCCAGCAGUGAAAUUUCUCUAUAUUUAUAACCCUGGAAAAGUGAAUUCAGAGUUAAAAACCCCAACACAGAUGAAAUUAGGCACUGUAAACAAACGUGGCUGCUUUUGAACAAAGAGCACAAACAGAUAAAUAGUUUUAGUACAAAAUUUAAAUUAAACAGGUGUAGACUAAAUAUAUUUAACAUUCAAGUAAUAAGAAAAUGGCUUUAAAAGAAGACAAAAGAGAAUACAAGUAUGUCAUUGUAAAUAAAAUUGUAACAUAAAAAUAUUGAGUAGUGAAUAAAAUGUGUCAUACUGAUUUAUUUUCUUUUGUAUGAGAAAGGGUCUUCCAUAAUCUGGGUUGGCUUCUAAUUGCCUAUGUUGCCAAAGCUCACACUCCUAAUCCUCCUGUCUCAAUUCUCCCACUUAGGGGAUUACAGGUGUGUGGUGUUAUAAUCCACCAGAUAGUCUAAGAAGGGAUCAUUUUCCCCAAAACACAGAAGCAUUUAGUGUACGAAUUUUUAUGAAAGGCAUUUUUAAGAUAGAAACGGGGCGGUGAUACACUUGUUAUACCACCAGUGAACAUUUGCUAGGGUUAUUAAAAAAGCCUGCCCAGAACUAUAAACAUUAACCCAGCUACUUACCCAACAUAAAUUUAAAUCAUUGUUAGUAUAUGCCAGCAAUGCAUUAAAUCACUAUAAUUUAUGGUUGGUUGUUAUUUAUUCAUCUAUUUAUUUACUUUAUUGCGGAUGCAUUUGAACAGUUGUUUUACAAUGAACACAAGAUACACCGCAAAACAUAACUGGCUACUGAAUACUAUUUUGGGUGUCUUUUAAUUUGGGAAAUGCACAUUCGCUCCAGUCUCACUAUAAAUUAUCUUAACGUUGCAGGGACACCAAUCACUUGUCCCAUUUAUUUAUCAGGAGUGAAUAAUGAAGAUAAAUUCCAGCAGCGAGUUCUGUUCUAAACAACCUGAAUUUUCCGAACUUAGCCGAUUAUUCUAGCGUUUGGAAUCUUUGCUAUUUGCCUAGCACAGCCAGAAAUCCAUGACUCACAAACGGCGGGCUUAGAAUCACCGCCCAGAACAGGUGAAAAGUUGUUCCUAGUUGUGUCAGGCAGGCGCAUACAACUCCCGUCAUCCCCCAUGUAAGAAAUCAACAAAUAAACAGAGGCACCGCAUUUCGGAUUCUGGCGUGCCCGUUUCGCGCAGGCGUGUGGUUUCUGUAGUUGCCACUCCAAGAGACACCCUCACUAAUGGCCACGCUCGGGGAAAAAGAAGACUACAUUUCCCAGAAUACCGCGGAGAUCCGCACCGGCCGGUUGACGUCAUCGCUGCAGACAGCCAAUAGCAACGGCGGGCGGCAGUGAGGCAAGCGCCGUCAGGCGCCAAAGUGGAGCCUUUUUUUUUUUCCUUUGCUUUUUUUUUUUUUUUUUUCCUUUGCCGGAGUCGAGCGGGUGCUGCUAGCGGAGGCGCCAUAUUGGAAGGGACAAAACUCCGGCGACAGCGAGUGACACAAAUAAACCCCUGGACCCGUUCGUCCCCGCAACAGUCAGGGCCGCGAUGUUGUACCUAGAGGACUAUUUGGAAAUGAUUGAGCAGCUUCCGAUGGACCUACGGGACCGCUUCACGGAGAUGCGCGAGAUGGAUCUGCAGGUGCAGAGUAAGUGGCGCGUCUCCACGGCCCCGCGCAGCCCCGGCCUCCCUCGGGCAUCGCCUGGCGGGUCCUCCGCGCUACUUUUUUCAGGCUGUGACAAGGAGGCGGCGGGCACACCGUACCGUUAACACGCGGGGCACAGCAAACACAGUUGUUUGUGUACUGCAUGGAGAUGACGACACUGCACCGCAGUGGAAACUCGCGUGAUUUUCAGAAGAUGCAAUGGAUCAACUAGAACAAAGAGUCAGUGAGUUCUUUAUGAAUGCAAAGAAGAAUAAACCCGAGUGGCGAGAAGAACAGAUGGCAUCCAUCAAAAAAGACUACUAUAAAGCUUUGGAAGAUGCAGAUGAGAAAGUACAGUUGGCAAACCAGAUUUAUGAUUUGGUAGAUCGCCACUUGAGAAAGCUGGAUCAGGAACUGGCCAAGUUUAAAAUGGAGCUGGAAGCCGAUAAUGCUGGAAUUACAGAAAUACUAGAGAGGCGAUCUUUGGAAUUAGAUGCUCCUUCGCAGCCAGUGAACAAUCACCACGCUCAUUCACAUACUCCCGUGGAAAAAAGGAAAUAUAAUCCAACUUCUCACCAUGCAGCAGCAGACCAUAUCCCUGAGAAGAAAUUCAAAUCUGAAGCGCUGCUGUCCACCCUUACAUCUGACGCUUCCAAGGAGAACACGCUGGGUUGUCGGAACAAUAAUUCCACAGCUUCCUGCAACAAUGCUUACAAUGUGAACUCGUCCCAGCCCCUGGCCUCCUAUAACAUUGGUUCAUUAUCUUCAGGGGCUGGCGCAGGGGCCAUCACCAUGGCGGCAGCACAGGCCGUGCAAGCGACAGCACAGAUGAAAGAAGGGCGAAGAACAUCGAGUUUAAAAGCCAGUUACGAAGCAUUUAAGAACAAUGACUUCCAGCUGGGAAAAGAAUUUUCCAUACCCAGAGAAACAGCUGGCUACUCCUCCUCAUCGGCACUCAUGACAACCUUAACCCAGAAUGCCAGUUCCUCCGCCACGGACUCGCGGAGUGGCAGGAAGAGCAAAAACAACACCAAGUCUUCAAGCCAGCAGUCGUCGUCCUCCUCCUCCUCGUCGUCCUCUUCCUCCUUAUCUCUGUGUUCAUCGUCUUCAACUGUAGUACAAGAAGUUUCCCAGCAAGCAACUGUAGUGCCCGAAUCUGACUCCAACAGUCAAGUCGAUUGGACUUACGACCCAAAUGAACCUCGGUAUUGCAUCUGUAAUCAGGUAUCCUAUGGAGAGAUGGUGGGAUGUGAUAACCAAGAUUGUCCAAUAGAGUGGUUCCACUAUGGGUGUGUUGGCUUGACCGAAGCGCCGAAGGGGAAGUGGUUCUGUCCGCAGUGCACCGCUGCCAUGAAGAGAAGAGGCAGUCGGCACAAAUAGAGAGGGACUCUAUUGUCACUGCAGGAAGGAGGAACUCCAGCUCGCCAUUUUAUACAGGACGCUAGGAGGAAAGACACGAGGACGAAGAAGCAGCUCAUCUCCAGGCCACCACUUAGAGGAUUACAGAGACAAUCCUAUAAGAUCUUGAACUUGAAUUUUAUGAGUUGUAUUUUAAUAAUGUAAGUAAAUUAUUUAUGCACUCCUGGUGUGCUAUGAAUAUUAUUCCAGUUAGCCUUGGAUUAUUUCUGUGGCCAACAUAUGCAGACAUUUGUACUCCAACCAUUUUCUCAAAGUAAUGGGCAUUCUAUAAUUUAAACUUCAAAGAAUUCCAACGAUGAAGAUUUUAAGAAAGUAUUUUAUAUUCAACAGGUAUAUUCAGCUGCAUGUACUGUACUCCAGAGCUGUUAUGUUACACUGUAUAUAAAUGGUUGCAAAAAACAAAAACAAAAAACAAAAUACAAACAAAAAAAGUCAGUCCUUCUAAAAAGGAUUUAAGAUAAUGGUUUUUAAGAUGCCUUUAUAAUAAGCUUUGUUUCUUUGUGAAACUCAUUCAGCAGGCUGAAGGAAUUGGUUUAUGUGGUAAAGUGGGCUGGUGUCCUCUAGAGUACCUGGGUACAUAAACAGAAACUCCUGUAGGUAAAACCUGAUCCGUGCCAUUAGUCUCUAUGUUUCUGCAUCCAGAUAGAGUGCAGCUCACGCUCAAGGGGGUGGGGGCGGGGGCUCCGGGGGAAAGGGCGUUAAAGUGAUACAUUUUUAUACCAAAUGUGUUUAUUUUUUUGUGCGAGUAAUCCUUAAAUUGGAAUUGUAUUAGGUGUUAAAAUAAAGUUUUUUAAAAAAUAACUUGUAUUUAUACUUUACACACUUAAUUAUGAAAAUUUCUUAAUUGCAAUUUAUUCCUAAUUUUCAUAAUCCAAAAAAGAUUAGAGGUUAGCAUGCAGAAUGCUAUGUAAUCUAUGAUUUCUAUAAUGAUGGCUGGAAAUUGUGUUAUGAGGAUAAGGAAAGAACAUUUUAAAUGUAAAUUUGAAGUGUCAAAUGUAUUUUUCUAGAAUAUUUCUCUGGCUUUGCUUUGAAUCUAAGGGAUAUAAAAAGAACCUAAUUACAGUAGAUACAAUGAAAAUAAUGGCUAUAGAUGUUUGGACUGGAAGCAGUGUGGCCAAUAUGACUUAAAGAGACCUUAAAAUAUAAUUUUGUUUUUAAUUCUCUGA
Molecule: messenger RNA, 4445 nt
Organism: Mus musculus (house mouse)
Lineage: Eukaryota; Metazoa; Chordata; Mammalia; Rodentia; Muridae
Gene: Ing3
Product: inhibitor of growth family, member 3
Exons: 12
Coding region: 2080-3240 (386 amino acids)
Biological process (GO): chromatin remodeling; positive regulation of double-strand break repair via homologous recombination; regulation of cell cycle
Cellular component (GO): NuA4 histone acetyltransferase complex; nucleoplasm; nucleus
Molecular function (GO): histone H4K16 acetyltransferase activity; histone H4K12 acetyltransferase activity; histone H3K4me3 reader activity
Source: RefSeq, a predicted model, not a curated record